Messenger RNA from Cantharellus anzutake, 362 nucleotides. RefSeq lists its product as uncharacterized. Lineage: Eukaryota; Fungi; Basidiomycota; Agaricomycetes; Cantharellales; Hydnaceae. The transcript has 6 exons. The annotation marks the transcript as partial. The record is from RefSeq and is a predicted model, not a curated record.
CACUUGUGCGUGGGCGAAGGCGUAAUGGAUAGCGUGGCGACGGCCCCGACAGGAAGUCGAAGCCUCUUGAUUUGAAGCGAGCCGGUAGAUACAAAAAACCCCCCCAAAAAAGGAGGCGAUGGGGCAGGUGGAGGGUAACGAUGAAGACAAGUGAGAGUAGCAGCAGAGAAGCGCCAACAAAAGAGGUUACAAAAACAAGGCAUGAGCCGAAAAGAGAAAGACACCGUAAACAUCCGGGAUCCAACUCGCAAAGGGUAACCAAGGCUAACUGCCUUAUCCAAUGCAAGACCGAAUAUUCAACCACCCAGACAACUAAGAAAAAAGACGAGGACUUGACCUAGCAAAGGGCACGGCGGAUACCC